This is a messenger RNA of Manihot esculenta (cassava), 1375 nucleotides long. RefSeq names its product 3-oxoacyl-[acyl-carrier-protein] reductase 4. The transcript has 11 exons. The coding region runs from base 182 to 1168 and encodes 328 amino acids. Gene Ontology annotation, molecular function: NAD binding; 3-oxoacyl-[acyl-carrier-protein] reductase (NADPH) activity. Gene Ontology annotation, biological process: fatty acid biosynthetic process. The record is from RefSeq and is a predicted model, not a curated record. Lineage: Eukaryota; Viridiplantae; Streptophyta; Magnoliopsida; Malpighiales; Euphorbiaceae.
GUUGUCAUCGCCACUUUACCAGUCUCCGGAGCUCCCGAAGCAAGAAACACACAUUUCGUUCGCCAUUAUAAAACCGAAACCAAGCAAUUUCGCUUCUCUGGCUACCUCUAUUACUAAUACACUCCUCCUAUUCUCUACUCCUUCGUCUUUGAUUCUUCGGAGGCCCUUUGGAGCUCUCAUCAUGGCUGCGUCUGUUGCUGGAUCCAACGUCAUUGCCUUCAAAUCCGCCGGAAGCUCUGCAAAUUUUGGAAGUUCCGGUGACCGGAGAGUCGCUCAGGUCCGUCAAUGGUCUCCCAUUACUAGUGGAGUAGGACAACUGCAGUCUCGCACUGUCCUUCAGUGUAGAUCGAGGAGUUCAUUUGCUCCCUCUGGUGUAAGAGCUCAGGUUGCUGCUGCUGAAGCAGCAAGCGCCGAGGCCACACAGAAGUUGGAAGCACCUGUUGUUGUAGUGACCGGAGCUUCUAGAGGUAUUGGUAAAGCAAUUGCCUUGUCCUUGGGAAGGGCUGGUUGUAAGGUCUUGGUAAAUUAUGCCAGGUCAUCAAAAGAGGCUGAUGAAGUUUCCAAAGAGAUUGAGACUUAUGGUGGUCAGGCUCUCACUUUUGGUGGAGAUGUUUCAAAAGAAGAUGAUGUGGAAUCAAUGAUGAAAACUGCUAUUGAUGCGUGGGGAACAGUUGAUAUACUAGUCAAUAAUGCAGGAAUAACACGAGAUACAUUGUUGAUGAGAAUGAAGAAAUCUCAGUGGCAGGAGGUUAUUGAUCUGAAUCUCACAGGUGUAUUCCUUUGCACACAGGCAGCAGCCAAAAUCAUGAUGAAGAAGAAAAAGGGAAGGAUCAUUAACAUAGCAUCAGUUGUGGGUUUAGUUGGCAAUGUUGGGCAAGCCAACUACAGUGCAGCAAAGGCUGGAGUUAUUGGACUUACAAAGACUGUUGCAAAGGAAUAUGCAAGCAGAAAUAUUAAUGUAAAUGCUGUUGCCCCUGGAUUCAUUGCAUCUGAUAUGACGGCCAAACUAGGGGAGGAUAUUGAGAAGAAAAUCUUGGAGACAAUCCCCUUGGGAAGGUAUGGCCAACCGGAAGAGGUUGCAGGAUUGGUAGAAUUCCUGGCCCUUAGUCCUGCUGCCAGCUACAUCACUGGACAGGUAUUCACCAUUGAUGGAGGAAUGGUUAUGUAAUUUAGCUUGCUGCCCUGAGUGGUUGAGCCUGAAAAGUUUCUAUACUCCAGAAUGACUAGGCGGUUUUUGAUUUUAUUUACUUCUGUAAUAAACAAAUGCUUUGAAGUUUUGAUAUGAUCUCAGUUAAUUAUGUUAGCAAAUGUAUUAACAGUUUUCCUAAAGCAUAGUUAACAUAUGGAAUGUGGCUUUUGUUUUUUUUUUUUUUUU